AAUGAUAUUUUUCAUAUUUCUCACUACAAUGAAUUUUAUAAUAUUGUUUAUAUAUUUCUCUUUACAGUUCGACCUGAAGGGUAUGGAACAUGAGGGGGCCUAUGUACAGAAACAGCAACUACAUGCGGCCCAGGCCAACUCCCAGCUUGAACAUAAGUGCAAGCUGGACAUCGACUCCGAACCCAAUACAAUCCGUAUGACGGGAAUUAUUUGUACCAUAGGUCCAGCAUGUCGUGAAGUGAAGAUGUUACAGAAAAUGAUCAUCGAGGGAAUGAAUAUUGCCCGUCUUAAUUUCUCACACGGAACUCAUGAGUACCAUCAAGGCACUAUUAAGAAUGUCCGGGAGGCCGUGUCGCAAUUUAGUCAUCCGCGACCAGUAGCGAUCGCUCUGGAUACAAAGGGUCCAGAGAUCCGGACAGGAUUAAACGCAGGGGGUGCUAGUGCGGAAUUAAAACUGGAGACUGGUAAAAAGAUAAAGGUUACGAUUAAUGACGAAUAUUAUGAUAAGGGGACGGAGGAAUGUAUAUGGGUAGAUUAUAAAAACAUUGUCAAGAUAAUGAAAGUAAAUGAUAGAAUGUUCAUCGAUGAUGGACUUAUCUCGGUCAUCGUUAGAGAAGUCGGGGAAGAUUAUAUGAUGUGUGAGAUUGAGAACGGUGGAGAACUUGGAAGUAAGAAGGGCUGUAACUUACCUGGAAUCUCUGUGGACUUGCCCGCUGUAUCUGAGAAAGACAUAGAAGAUCUCAAGUUUGGGGUAGAACAGGGUGUUGACAUGGUGUUUGCUUCGUUUAUUCGAUCAGCAGACGGUGUGCGACAAAUUCGACAAAUUCUAGGCGAGAAAGGAAGACAUAUAAAAAUUAUUUCUAAAAUAGAAAAUCAUGAGGGUGUUAAAAAAUUUGAUGAAAUUCUUGCAGUAACAGAUGGUGUAAUGGUUGCCCGUGGUGAUUUAGGUAUUGAAAUUCCCCCAGAGAAAGUUUUCCUCGCCCAGAAAAUGAUGAUUGGUAGAUGUAACAGAGCUGGCAAGAGUGUAAUCUGUGCUACACAGAUGUUGGAAAGUAUGGUGAAGAAACCACGGCCAACAAGAGCUGAGACGAGUGAUGUGGCCAACGCCGUUCUAGACGGAGCUGACUGUGUUAUGUUAUCCGGUGAAACAGCAAAGGGAGAUUAUCCAUUGGAGGCUUUGAAAAUCAUGCACAAUAUCUGUCGUGAAGCAGAGUCCGCUAUAUUCCAUCACCAACUGUUUGAGGAGUUAAGACGUGAAACCCCGACCCCCACAGAUCCCCCACAUACCGUUGCCGUGGCGGCCGUAGAAGCUUCCUUCAAAAGCAUGGCAUCAGCUAUUAUUGUUAUAACAACAACUGGAAGAUCUGCAUUUUUAAUCUCAGCGUACCGACCACGUUGUCCUGUCCUUGCCAUUACGAGAAACUCACAAACUGCGAGACAAGGACACAUGUACCGUGGCGUCUUUCCUAUUCAUUAUGUUGAUGGCAUACUUAAUGAAUGGACUGUUGAUGUAGACAGAAGAAUCUAUAAGGGAAUACAGGUGGGCAUGGACAGAGGCUUCAUCAAACCUCAUGACCCUGUUGUAGUUGUUUCAGGCUGGAAGCCAGGCUCUGGUUCUACAAACACAAUGAGAGUGAUCUAUGCCGUAGACCCACGUGGCUCCUCGCUGCUGGCACCUAUUACAGGAAUUACUAGUGUCCCAAGCUUUAACAAGAUGGAAGGUGAUGCCCAGUCAGAUUUCGAGGGUAUGAGCGUGCCCAGUAUAACCAGUGGUAGCGGGGAUGACAUCAAGUUUUUCUAAAAAUAGAACAUUUUAAAACAGAUAUCUUUAGUCUAUCUCAAUGGAACACUAUUGUAACUUUACUUAUAUUGGAUGAAGGUAUGAUAGUUUUGCGUUGAAGUGUGACAAUUAGUCUCAAAGCUUAAAUACUUGAAAGACUGGUGUAAGCGUUUGAUUUGGAGUCGUUUAAGAAGCGAUAAUUUUAUAGGAAGAAAUUUAGUGGUGUUUAGCCUACCCCCAAACUGCUUUGUGAUGUACAACCUUCUUUAAAAAUUUUUUAGUAGUAUCAUACCUGCUGGAUUUGUUACAUGAAUAUUUUGUAUAAAAUAAUCAAAAAAAUUGAUGCACUGAUGCGAUAGUGUUGAAAUGAUAUUUUUUAUUAUUAAAAAAGUUGUUUUUUUGACGAAGACAACUGAAUAUGUACUCAUUUAAGCUCGAUUUAUGAGCUUUAAUUGUGAUGUGCAAAAUUGUCUAUGUGCAUUUUAAUGUCACAGGGCUUACUUGAUGUAAAAAUUUUGUUCCUCAAAUGAAAAACGAAAGUUUGUACAUGUACAUGUAUAUAUUCUAUUAGAAGUUGUCUGCUUUUGUCCAAAGUAGAAAGGUGGCAGCUAAGAAAGAGUUCAUGAAAAACAGAAACGCAGACGACGCAUUCUUUGCACCUUUUUUUGCUUUAUUUGAUCGAAACUAAAGAAAAUUGGGUGUAAUCUGGGACAUAGUAUGCCCCAGGUGUAAUGCUGUGUACGGUAGUUUUUGUAAUUCUGCUAUCUGCUUUUAAAUAUAAGUGAAAAUUGUACAUCAUGCAGCUUAAAUUUUAGUAUGAAUGAACAAUAUUUUUAAUAUACACUUGUUGUAAAAAUAUUUUAAUGUUUUUGGCACUUCUUUAGAUAAUCAUGUCUCUUUUUUAUUGCACGCACAUGUUAAUGACACUCGUAAUUAAAUCAGGGUUUUGAUUUAGUAUUUAAAAGUAAUGACGUCUGUUUUGAUAUUUACCCGGUUUAAACUUGCAGAUACUUUGAAAAUUGAGCAGUUGUCUAGAAUUUGCAUCGUAAUUUAGGUUCCGAAAUAAAUUUGAAGUUGUACUUCUUUUAUCAUAUUUACAGUGGCCAAUAAAAUUAUCAAAUAUUGGUGCUACGAAAACUGAAAAAUAAUUUAUUUUUUUGUUUCCCCUUUUAAGUUUAUGCGACUCCCUUAUUAAGACAGCAUUACUUUUUAAUUACCAAAAAUUAUUUUAUCUUUCUGAACAAAUUUUGAUGAUUUUUCUUAUAACGACAAAAGUCAAGUUUUUGUAUAUUUGUAUUUGGAUAAUAGAUUCUGAUGUUUUUGUUGUUGUUUUGUUACUUUGCAGACAUGUACGUUUCAAUGAUCAUGUUAUUUCAUGUUUUUAAUUAAUUGUUUUGACUUUAAGUUAUUUUUUAUAAAUAAAGAUACAUUUGUUUUAAUUAUAGAAACAAAAGUUAUUUUAUUCUCUGUAAUAUAUGCAACUUCUUACAAUUACUUACGCAUAUUUUUUAUUAUACGUUAGAAGCAUAUAAAGUGCAUAUUCUUGUGUAUGUUGGUAUAAUUACAAUUACACAUAACUUUCACUACACAUUGGUACCUUAUAUAAAACACAUAUUCUUGUGUCUGUUGUUAUAUCAACUUUUACUCGGUUAAAAAUAUGUUUAAAUUAAUAAGACUUUAAAAACAACCUCAAAAUUUUAGAGAAAAUAUACAUGAUAUAUGUGUAGUGAAAGAAAAUUGUCUGGUAAAAAAAGAUCGAAAAUUUCCUGAAAUAUGUGGAAUUAUUGAACAUAUAUAUAUUAAUUUUGACUUGUGUAAUUUUUUACUGACUUUAUAAAUAUAAAAUUUGCAACCUCUAUCAUAAUAUGAUCUUAAAAUGCUAUUGAAUUUGCCUAUUUUUAUGUCCUUUUAUGUUAAUUGUAGUAAUUUUAAGUUGUUAAAAAGCGUAUGAUUUUUUCCCCUGUAUAUUCUUUGUAUACAUGUAUAAUUGGAAGAUUUUUAUUCAAUGUAUAGGUUUUGUGUAGUUUUUAUUUUUUAAUUUUCCAAAGUUUGUAAGAAGGGCUUAAUAAAAGCAGUUUUUUAUAGUAGAAUUUUAUAAGGAAAAAAAAUGUUUGAAUCCAAUUUGUAGAGAAAUAUUCGUCAAAGCUUAAAAUGACAAAAGAAAAAGGUGUUUAAAGUUUGCAUUAUACAUUUACAGAGCUUUUAAGAAAUCUUUGCAAGGCUAUUUUUUAUCUACCGAUAUGUUAUUAUCAUUUGUAUAAAUAUUCACUUUUUUAUUUAUUCCAAAAUAGUUAUAUUUCAAAGAAUUAAAUAUUUCAAAGAAUUAAAUAUUUGAGAGAGACAUUUCCUAAACACCUCCCGUGUGUUUCUGUUGUGGUUGUUUUGAAGUUUGUUUUUUUGUCAACCUUACCAGAAAAACACCAGUAAAAAUGUCAGAAACAGUAAUCUUGAAAAAGGAGCAACUGAAAUUCUUCUCUCAAAUAUCGAAAUUCAGUUGUUUUGUAAAUAUAGACACAAUAAUCACUUGAUAUUAACUGAGGCUAUAUUGACCUAUGACCCCCACAUACCUCUUAUGCUAUUUUUAGAUUAAUUUGACAGUUUUACAGUGUAAUAGACACCGUUACUAUUUUUAGUAUUCCUAUUUUAUUUACUUGUAAGUUGCUUGUUUUUUUUUCUUUUUUCUUUAUUAUUUAUUCUUACUGUAAUUUUUUGCAUUAUUAAGUUUGAAUAAUGAUAAAAAAAAGUUGUAAAAGCUGUGUACAAAUAUUUUAAUGAUUCUAGUUCCUUUUUUUCCCCACAUUUGCAAGUGUUUAUUAUAACAUUUGUGUGCUUUGAAAAACAUAAAUUUGUUUCUUUCCAAAAUUGUGGUUUUCGGAAGAGAAAUAAAUGCUUAACUCCCUUUUAAUGGAAAGUGGAUGGAAAUUUGUUAAUUAUUCACUUUUCACUGUGUUUUUGAGAGAUAGGUAUUUGAAACAUUAUGCUUUUUUGUUGAACAAAAUAAAAAAAUUAGUGUUUUCAAAAA
Molecule: messenger RNA, 4802 nt
Organism: Ruditapes philippinarum (Manila clam)
Lineage: Eukaryota; Metazoa; Mollusca; Bivalvia; Venerida; Veneridae
Product: pyruvate kinase PKM-like
Exons: 12
Coding region: 2-1801 (599 amino acids)
Biological process (GO): glycolytic process
Cellular component (GO): cytoplasm
Molecular function (GO): potassium ion binding; magnesium ion binding; pyruvate kinase activity
Source: RefSeq, a predicted model, not a curated record